Magnusiomyces paraingens is the source of this 3834-nucleotide messenger RNA. RefSeq lists its product as uncharacterized. Gene Ontology annotation, cellular component: microtubule organizing center. Lineage: Eukaryota; Fungi; Ascomycota; Dipodascomycetes; Dipodascales; Dipodascaceae. The transcript has 2 exons. Bases 1 to 3834 code for a protein of 1277 amino acids. The record is from RefSeq and is a predicted model, not a curated record.
AUGCCAUCCACUCCGCUUUACGAAGGAUCCUUUGAAGAUUCCUUCAUUGCACCAGACUCUGAAUAUAAAAACCCUCCAAUAAACACAGGUUUUUUAAAAGGUACCAACAGCAAUACUUAUUCGUCUUCUUCUAAUACAUUUGGCGCGGGCGCCGGAUCAAGAUCAGCAAGGGAUGGCAGUAGUAUUCAUAGCUCAGCAAACUCUCGCAAAGAGUUUACACCCCUCCUUCAUACUAUCAAAAAGACUUCACAACCAAUAGGUUCAGCAUUCUCAGUAGAUAGACUACGAAACAAAGAAAACCAUCCUGAUGAAACUCCUAUUCCUUCUACUUCAAAACGUGGCCCUCCAAUAAACCAAAAAGAUGAUUCACCAGGCUUAUUAUCUUAUGAUGAAUUGGGAAGCCUUGAAAGCAUUGGUAGUGUUGAGGUGCCUUCCAAAAAAGUGCCUUCAAUUUUUGACACACAUAAAGCGACUUCUCAGCAACAACAGCAACAAACCCGCUUUCAAAAUAUCCCCCUUAAACGUCAAGAAGAGCUUAUUGCUGCCCAGCAAGAUGAAAACUACCGACUAAAGUGCAACAUUGUAUUUUUAGAAAAAGAAAUUGAAAAACUGGUUAAUGAUGGUGACGAUGGGCGCAACAAUGGUAUUCGACGAGACAUUACAAAGGAAAACAUUGAGCUAAAAACAAAAAUGGCAACACUUCAAAAAUCACACUUGACAGCUAUGGAGGAAAAAAAUGAAGAGAUUUUGCGGUUAAAAAGAGUUAUGGAAGAAAAUGAUGAUGGCAGCAUUAGCACAGCAAAGGAUGAUCAAAAGGAAAAUGAAGUCAUUCAAAGCUUAGAACAAAAGGUUCAAGAGUAUGAAGAAGAACUUGGGAAUUUGGAAGAUGCUCUAAGUGAUGUCAAAGCCCAAUUAGAAGAAGAAGAGCGCGAGACUGAAGAAUACCGCACAAAGUAUCUUGAACUCAAAGAAAAUCAAGAUCAAGAGGGUGAUGAAUCUAGAGCUCAAGAUGAGAAAAUAGAAGAACUUCAAGCCCAAAUAGACACUUUUGUUGUUCGGUUGGAGGAAAAAGAAGAUGAAAUUGAAAACCUACAAACCGAAAUAAAAGACUUGAAGGAUCAAAGUCCUUCCACAGUCAUUGACAAGGAAAUGAUUGAUAAGGAAAUUGACAAAAUCACGGAAACUUUCAACCAAAAGUUCAUUGACCAAAAAGAGACACUUCAGAAGUUUAAACAGCAUAUCAAACAGAUGGAAAAAGAUCAUGAAACAGCCCAGAAUCAAGCACAAUCAAAUCUAUCACGGGUCCAAGCAGAUUUAUCAAGAACUCAGCUGGAACUGAAGCAGGCCCAAGCAGAAUUGAAGCAUGCCAAAGGCGAAUUAAACCAUACCCAAUCUGACUUGAAUCAUACCCAGACGGAUUGGAAACAUGUCCAGAGCGAUUUAAAACGUCUUGAAUCGGAUUUGCAGCAGGCACACAACAAUUUACAGCAUUCUAAACAAGCAGCAAAUCACUAUCAGAAUCUUGUUCAGCAACGCGACAAGGCUCUUGAAGAAAAGGUAGCUGAACUAAAACAUUUGGGGGCUGAAAAUACCACUCUUUUGAAAGAGCUUAAACAAACAAAGAAUGGAUCUUCUUCUUUAGUCCUGGACCUGAAAAAGGAUAUCGCAAACCUAAAAUCUCAAAUUGCAUCCUACAAAGAUGAACUCCAUAAAGAACAAGAAGCUAAUGCAGACAUUACCAAAAAUUAUGAAAUGCUAAAAACCGAAAUUGCCGUUGUGCGUGGCAUGUUCCAGGAUUCCGAUGCCAAAUUAGCGAAGCAAGAAGGACUUGUUAAUGAUUUACAGCAUGAACUAAGUGAUACCAGACAAAAACUUAACGCAGCUCUAUCUGAGGGAGCUUCUGCCAAUGAACACCUUAAACAUCAGCAAGAACAAUUUCAGCGCGAUCGUAACCAGACUUAUGUUCAUGGGUUUGACGAGCGGAACCGGCGGUUUGAUGAAAUGCAUCAACAAAUCAAGCAGUUGGAAAUCAAUUUAGCAGACAACCGUGGUAUUCAAGAAGCAUUACAAAUGCGCAUUGUUGACUUGCAAACUGAUCUUAAUCGCAAGCAGCAAACGAUUUCCAAAAUGAAGAAGGCUGCUUCUGAAGCUUCAGUUUCUAACCACUUUUUGGAAGAAAAAGAUGUCAUCAUAAACGAUCUCCAAAUCAAGGUUCAGAAACUUGUUGCUGAGUUGGAAGCAACAAUAAGGGAGAAAAAGGAAAAUUUUGAAGCAAUGACUGAACUUGUUGAAAAUAUCAUUCUUGAAAUCACUAGCAUUGAGUCAUUAAUGAACAAGGAAUGGAGUGUCAAAAACAUUCCAUUGCCACAAAAUCCUUUCUCCGGUCCGCCACUCCACAAAACAGCCAGUCCCAAUUCCAACUAUCAGCAUCGUUUAGCCCAGCUUCAAGAAGAUCUUGCUGAAAAUGAAAGACGUGGGAAUGACUUACUUUCAGCUAUUUCCAUUGAUUCUGAUCAAACUAACAAGCUCAACACAAUUUUGGGUAGACUCCGACUACAAAUUGGAGCCAAGGCUCAUGAGUUUUUAUCGUUGGGUGAAAGUGACGAACACCAUGUUCAUGUUUUGGAACAGAAGAUUGUUGAACUACAGCAUCAAAAACAAGAUGAGAUAGAAGCUGCACAGCGAGAAAACUUGGCCAACCAAGCCAAACUUGACGACAUGCAGGACAUUGUUAAUAGGAAACUCGAUCAGCAAAACAUUCAGAUGCAGCAACACCUUUCGGAAAUUCAUAAUCUUCAGGACAGGCUUAAGACUACCAUAGACGCUUAUAAUGAUCUUAAGAAGUUUUGUGACAAGGCUAGUUUUAAUUUGGAUCUUUUGCAAAAUAAUUUAGGCCAGCCCUUAGCUUUCAACAAACACAUUGAAAGCACAAGUAGUAAUUUCCAGGAAUAUCUCAAAAAUGAGCUUCAAGAGGCCAGGUUCAGCCUCAAAUCAACAAAAUCAGAGCUUCAAGAAGCCAAAAUGGAGCUCCAGCGGUACCGUGAUGAAGUGUUUGACAUUCAAGGAAAAAUUCAAGAGACUAAGCAAAAGUACAAGAGCCGUGAGAUAGGGUAUAAAAAUGAGAUUGCAGAGCUUGUUGAGAGGUUGAACCGUGACCGGGAAAAUGAUGCAGUUCUUUAUGCUCAAAAGCUCAAGGAAUCUAAAAAAGAUAUCAAGUCCCGGUUCUCUCAAAAAUAUGGGUCUGAGGUUGAACAAUUACGCAGCCAGUUAGACCAACAGUACAAUAUGGAAAAAAUCAGGCAGGAGCGUGAAGAGUAUUUUGCUAAGCUGGCAACUACCCUCACUAAAAAAGUCAAAUACUUGCGUGCCAGAAAUUCCCUUGAGAGCCGGACAUUUGGUGACGUUGAUUACAUGCGAAAGCAUUUAAAGAUGCGACUAAAAUCGGUUAAUCUCAAUGCACUGGAGGUUGACGCAGUGGUUAAAAGAAACGGAUUCCCUGAUGGUGUAUUAAAUAAACCCGAGCCUUGGAUUAAUCCAGAGCUAGUUAAAUUACGAGCCAAGUUUAACUCUAACAAGUACUUUGUUCACCACCCGUUGGGUCAUGACCCACAUGAAAAUAGAGAAAAGUGGAACAGAUAUCGGACUCUUGUUGUUGAAAAUGGUCGCCGCAAAAUACGUUCAGCCGCACUUGCCGUUAUUGCUAUCAACCGUUUAAAGAUACGAGCUAAAGAAACCAGAAAUGUUAAAGAGAAUUUCACAGAUUUACAGACUAUGGUUCGAGAAAUUAAGGAUCUUGAACGAAAGCAUGGGAUUGCUGGGUUUGCCGAAAAUUAA